UUUUCACACAAUUUUUAUAUCAUUUUCAAGGAGUUGGUUGGAUUGUAUUUUUUAUUUUAUGUAAACAAAAGUUAAAUUUCGAUAAAAUACGUUUGAUUUUCGUUAAUAAUAUUUUUAGAUUAAACGCCAGGGUGUUUGUAAUUAGUUUUCGCGAGGCGUGAACGGUAGUUGACUUGAUUGUAUUUGUAAUUUGUAUAAUGUAUACCCGAUUUUGCAAGGUACACCGAUUAGGCUCGAUCUGCUCUCGUUUGAAUAGGGGAUUUUAAAACAAAGUAAAACUGAGACAAUGCAGAGACGUCCAAAGCCAGGUGAAACGGAGGAAGAUUUACUGGAGUUUCAGAAACAGUUUCUUGCCCAGAAAACGACACCAUCGGUUAGUGUGAUUAGCAAGAAACCAGGGGAGAAGAGAACUAUUGAGAAACAAGAUGAUCAUACAGAACCAAGAGAUGUUGUUCAGAUGGAUGCUCUGCCAACAACAUUACCAGCAUCUGACCAUGUACCACCAACAAAGAAGUCAAGAUUUAAAGCUGCACAGGAACAAAAAGCAAAACUAAAGCAGGCUCGUACACAGCCGCCUGCUAGUCAUGAUAUUGAUAAACAUGAUAGAAGCACAGGCACAGUACUGGCCAAAAUAAUUGAGAGAGAUACCCACAAUGCUCGGUACAGUUUGCCAGGCCAUGUGACCUUACCAUUCCCUGCACUUUCACAAGUUGACAAUACAAGUGUACAAGCUGAUGCAUCAACAAAGAAGAAAAAGAGUUUGUUUGCACAGCAGGUGGCUUCAGCACCAGAAAAGUUUGGCAUUGUGUCAGAUGAACCUCCCUCUGUCUUGCAAAUGGAUACUAAAGAGUCAAACACAGAUGAAGAAAUGCCCAGUAUCAUAGAUGGUAGUGGUCUUAGUGCUACAUUUGGUAAAACUGAAGCACACAAGAUACAUGAAGAAAACCUAAAUUGUCUUUCACAAAUGUCUGAAGAGGAAGUUCUAGAAGAGCAGAGAAAACUGAUGCAGACUCUUGACCCUAAACUUGUUGCUUUCCUGAAGGCUAAAAAGGUAGCAAGUGAUGGACAAACUGAACAUAAACAUGAGCCUGAAAGAGACAGUGUCUGGAAACCAGAUAAUAAACAAACUCCAGGCAAAUCAAGUCAAGAUACAGAAGUACCAGUGCCAGUUGAAGUUAAAAAGGAUUGGGUUCAUAUGGAUGAUGUAGAAUAUGACAAACUAGAGUGGAUGAAAGAUUUACCUGCACCAUCAGCUGAUAGUACAAAGACAGGUCAGCAAGCCAGAUUUGAUUUCCAUGGUAACCUGGUACAUGAUGAUGCUGAUAUACCAGUCAAUGUUGGUCUACAUCACCAUGGAGAUGAACCAGAGAGAGCAGGCUAUACACUGGAGGAACUAUUUACACUAGCUAGAAGUACCAACAACCAGCAAAGAGUUCUUGCCUUGAACACUCUCAGUAAAGUCAUCAAGCAGGCAAAAGAAGGUAAUCUGGAGAAAAUGGUGCAGACGCCUAUUUUACCUGGUAUUAUUGAUGCCGGUGUAAUAUUUCUAUUACGCUGGUCUCUAGAUGAUAGUGUAGAAUCUGUUGUGGCAGCAGCAGUGGUAGCACUCAAUUCUCUACUGGUCAACCAUGCUGAUGAGCUUGCACAGGGAAAAGUGUUUCACUGGUAUCAAGGUCACAGAGUGGCUUGCCAAGCUCCUGCUAAACCAGAAGAUGUUGGAAUCAAGCUGCCAGGAGAAUCAGAGGAAAAACCUGAGGAGACAGAUGCUGACCUUGCCAAACAGGAUCUCAUCCUGGCAUUAGGAAGUAGGAUGAAUCUGAUACAGCGACUCACUUACAUUCUGAGGAGUGUAAGACCACAGGCUCCUGUAGUGAUUGCAGUCCUGCAGCUUCUCGCAAGGCUUUGUAGACACUCUAAACAACUUGCAUACCAGGUUUUCAAUUACAAAGGACUGUUAGAACUAGUUAUUAAAGAGUUUCUGCCAAUCACAUGGGACAUGAAAGGUGUACAAGAACCAGUGAGCAAUGUGUAUGGGGUACCACUGAAGGAGGCAAUGAGGCUGAUCUGUACACUGUGUCAGGCAGGGAAAAAUAUGGCAACUGUGCUGUUGUCAAGAUUCCAGAUAGAAGAGAGGCUGCAGAGGUUUCUGUUGACAGAUACAAAAAGUUCAGGAUUACCAGGACCAGAAGCCCAUGGUCUACAGAUGGAAUGUCUAAAUACAUGGAAGGUUUGUCUGACAUAUGGACUGGCUGAUGGUAUUUACAUUGAGUACUAUUCUCUGAUAAUAGAACAGUUUAGGCAUUAUGAUGGUGUCUUAGAUCGACCUAGAGAAGAUCAAGACAGAGUUGCUGCUCUUGUAUCCUGUCUAGAGACAGCGGUAUGUGUCGCUACUUCCCAGAGAAAAACACAAACUUUUAAACACAGUCAAGAUGGAGAUAGUAGAGAAGUUGAAAUGUCAGAGGAUGUUGCCAUGGCAACUAUAAAUUGGACACAUGUUGCAGAUCUCAUCCAGCCUAUCAGAAUCAUGCUACGAUCUAUGCUCAGUGACCUGGCAAACAGUUUUCAGAUUAAGAAACAAAGUCUACAGGUACCAAUAGCCUGCCUGAAUUUCAUCACAACAUACUAUGUACACUGUCAAACACAGUUACAUGGAGCAGAUAUAGUGAACAGUUUACAAGAAAUGGAGCAGAUUUACACAGAUUGUAUCCAGCACUGGAACUCUAUAGGAUUUUCUUCAAUAUUAUCUCUACUGAGCAUGAAGUCCAACUUCCUACAAUGCAAGGAAAAAUGUUUUGAAGAGUGCAGUUGUCUACCUGAAUGUGGUAACUCUUCAAUGCAGGAAGAUCAGUUUGUGCCAGUUGUGAGUUCUCAGUCACCAUGUGGAUUUUUGACAGCUUGGUAUAGAAUGGUUUACAGUUUCUCAAAGGUACAUAGAGGGCUACAGUCUGCAAAACAGCAGUCUGCAGGCGAAGCUUCCCUUGUAUCACCGCUGGUUGUGUUACAGUCUCCUGAUUUAUGGUCAUAUCUACGCAAGGUUGCCAAGGGAACAUCACAUCAUCAGAACUGUUUCACAAGAUUGGAAACACUCCUCCUUUACUUUGUUGUAAAGUUGGCAACUAUAAUGUCAUCAGCAGACAAUGGUGUGGACAUGACAGUGGUUCAUCAAGUAUCUCUGAGGUUACUUACAUCUAUACAGUAUGGAGAUGAAUAUCUUAUACAUGACCUACUUUCUACACUCAUUUUCAGUCCAGUAUACUUCAGGUUGGAGUCUACUGAAGCAACGACAGUCAAACUAGGGGAGAUGACUCUGUCUGCGCCUAUACAUCUCCAUACAGCUACUGCUGAACAGAUUGCAGUUGUGUCAGAGCAGUUACUGAAUGAGGCACAACAAAAUCUCAACAGUAUUAGGGCCUGUUAUCUAGCAGCAUUCAGCCAUAGUGAGCAACAGGUCAUGGCUUCAAGGAGUCAUUAUGUAGGUGACACAGUGGCUACAGAUGGUUGUUUCACCUCUAACAUAGGAGAGUCAGUGAUGCCAAAGGACUGGAUGUUUCUUCCUCUUAUAGAACUCUAUAAUAAAUACAGCACAGUUGGUGCAGAAGUCCAGAACAUUUUGUCAAGCUCUCAGUUGGACUCUGUCCGUAAUGUUUUACGCUGGAUAUACCUGAUGGAGUCCUGUCGGACAUAUUUGUUAGAGGGUGUUUCAGUCACACUGAAGCUGUCUAGAAUCAUGUGUGCAUUUCUUACAGGCAAUGACAUGUUCCUGGAUCGUACAGUACACUGUUUUCUAGCUGGGCUACUGAGGGUGUACACCAAACCAGCUAUCUUGAACAAAAUGGACUUCUCAGAGCAUAUCCCAGGGUUACCAUCUUUCUAUGACUUAUACGUAUCAUUACUGCUGCAGUACGAGGCUGUAUCAUUUGGUGAUUCUUUGUUUGCCUGUUAUAUCCUGAUAGCCCUGCAACAGAGACAUAGUGUGCUAUAUAGGAAGGCUAUCUGGACAGAAUAUGCUGGAAUAUUGAGGACAUUGGCUCUCCCACUCAAUGAGUUGUUAUUACCAGUACAGCUGUACUUAGAGCCAGAGGAGACAAAUGUAGAGCUAAUACGACUGUACUACCAGAGUCUGUAUGGCGGUACCCUGCGACCAUGCUGGUGCCCAGUACUGUACCUUGUUGCUGUACACCAUGUUAACAGAUUCAUGUAUACUCAAGACAGAACACAUACUAAACUCAAGUGCUCCAUGAUGUCACAGAUUCUUAAAUCAAAUAAUGAGGUCUUGGAAAAGCAUUUAAAAAUGUACAAGCAGGCUGAUGUAACAAAAGAUUUUGGAAUGGAACUUUAUGAGACAUUGCCAGCAAUAAGACGGACAUUUAUUGAUUCAUUAAAAAUAUCAUAAAAUUCUUUGAAAUGUAACUAUGCAACACUGAAUAAACAUGUUUUAAAUAUAAUCAAGGAUCAAGAAAGAUGUUUGAAUAUGGAAUGAAGUUAUUCUAGUGCCAUUGGACUAUUUACAGACCAUCUUCUAGCAGUUGAUCAUACUAUUGCAGAAUUGUUGUAAACUUUGUUUGUUAUAAACAUAUUUUUAGUUUGACUUCUUGGAGAAUCUAAGAAUAAAACUAACAGGAGUG
Mercenaria mercenaria is the source of this 4625-nucleotide messenger RNA. Its product is annotated as RNA polymerase II-associated protein 1-like. Gene Ontology annotation, cellular component: nucleus. The record is from RefSeq and is a predicted model, not a curated record. The coding region runs from base 287 to 4393 and encodes 1368 amino acids. Lineage: Eukaryota; Metazoa; Mollusca; Bivalvia; Venerida; Veneridae. Gene Ontology annotation, biological process: transcription by RNA polymerase II. The transcript has 32 exons.